UGUUGAAAUGGCAUGUGCUAAAACCUAUAUCGCUCAAUAUAUAUGCUUACCCAUACCCAAAAUGUGACCUUGUGAAGCGUCGUACAGGUGGGCCGCGAGUACUCGGUGACGCCUGGUACUACAAUAAGAAGAGUUCCUGCAACUCGUUCGCCUCAAUCACAGUUCUACUUAUCGUGGCGCCCAAUAGCCGGAAUAUUGGCACAUAACACGGUGUUUACAGCAACUAUACUUCAGAGCAUCACUCCAAAAUGUUUGAUAGGUCGAGAAAUGUCGUAGACUUGACUCGGCAGUCACCACCAAUCGACCUGUCUCAGCCUUAUGACCCUGAUUGGGUGUCCGCCAAGACAAUUCUCAUUACUGGUGGUGCAUCAGGGUUCGGCGAGCAUUUCUUCAGAAAGUGGGCAUCACACGGCGCAAAUGUCAUCAUUGGAGAUAUCAGUGACAAAAAGGGGAUAGAACUGGUCGAGGAGGUUCGUGCUUCGACGGGCAAUAAAAAUCAUCACUAUAUCCACUGCGAUGUCACGAUAUGGCAAUCGCAGGUGGACUUCUUCCAUCAGGCACUCAAGCUCAGCCCAACUGGUGGGAUAGACAGCGUCGUGGCCAACGCUGGUAUCAAUGGCUAUGGCGGCAGGCCAUUCUGGGAUCCUCCGGGUCUCGACGCAGACAGCCCACCCAAACCAGAUAUGAAGUGCCUCGAGGUAAACCUGAUCGGUGUCACAUACACGGUCCAUCUCGCACUCUUCUACUUGAAGCGGAACCCAAACUCUGAUGUAGCAGACCACAAAGCACAGCCAUCAGCAAACAGGCCUGACCGGCACCUGCUCCUUAUCGGGUCUAUCGCUUCCUUAGUUACUAUCCCAGGGCUGACGCAGUACAAUGCUUCAAAACACGGCGUCCUUGGUUUGUUCAAGUCGUUGGGAACAACUGCCUUCAUGGGCGGCUUGCGCGUCAACAUCGUCCUCGCUUACUUCGUCAGCACGCCUCUUCUCCAGGCCGGAGCCCGCGUCCUACUCGCUGGCAACCCCAUAGCCACGCCCGAGGACGUGAUAGACGCCGGGACGCGCUUUAUGGCAGACGCGAGGAUUUCAGGGCGCGCCUUGAUGAUUGGGCCGAAGGUUAAGGUUAGGGCUGAUAACGAAUGGGAGGUCGUGCUGCAAGAGGAUAAGGAGGGAGUGGAAGUGACUGUACGCGAGGUAUUCGUGGAUGACUUUGAGGUCGUGGAGGCGUUCUGCGCGAGGUUGAUCAAGUUGCUGAACGUGCUCGAGGCAGCUCGUGGGUGGAGCGGGUGGUUCUCUGAUAUGUUUGCUGCGAUAACAUAUCGUGUCCUUGUUAUAUUUGGUCUGAGGAGGAAAUGAUAGGGGUAAAGAGUGGAAGAGUUAAUGAAUACUACGCCCUCAUAUUUACAG
This is a messenger RNA of Pseudogymnoascus destructans, 1406 nucleotides long. RefSeq lists its product as uncharacterized. The transcript has 2 exons. Bases 249 to 1355 code for a protein of 368 amino acids. Gene Ontology annotation, molecular function: oxidoreductase activity. The record is from RefSeq and is a predicted model, not a curated record. NCBI's taxonomy places the organism in Eukaryota, Fungi, Ascomycota, Leotiomycetes, Thelebolales, Thelebolaceae.